Messenger RNA from Amphibalanus amphitrite, 5708 nucleotides. RefSeq lists its product as uncharacterized. NCBI's taxonomy places the organism in Eukaryota, Metazoa, Arthropoda, Thecostraca, Balanomorpha, Balanidae. The record is from RefSeq and is a predicted model, not a curated record. Gene Ontology annotation, molecular function: protein binding. The coding region runs from base 266 to 3712 and encodes 1148 amino acids. The transcript is spliced from 11 exons.
GAAAAGUUCGAGUUGUGGUGGGAUUGGGUGGGAUUUUAUUUGCAAAGUAAAUAGUGAUCACUUUUAGUUUCUUCACGGCGGUGCAGGGCUAGCUCAAGUUAUGUUGCGACUUACGGCUCUGCUCUGACAGCCUCUGACAGCAACGACAGAAGGUUGAAGGCCAACACACGAAUCGAAGAUAUGUUUGGUUUAUAAUUUCCGUGCUUGCUGUUCACUUUCUUGAAACUGAGCUGCCUUUUGCCAGAAAAUUGGAUAUUUUAUCUUGAUGAAUUCCAGUGACACCUAUUCAAGCGCGAUGGGGCCGCAGGAGGUGGUUUGGCUGCGCGUGCGGGGCCGUGACGGUGAGCGCCAGAUCCGGAAGAAGCUGCGCGUCUCGCUGCGUCAACUGGCCACCUUGGACCUGGCGCAGUUCCGUCUGUUCCUGAAGGAGAAGUUGGAGUUGGAGCGGUCGCCGUCCGUGUCCUACAGCGACGACGAGGGAGAUGAGAUCCCAGUGACGAGCGACAGUGAGCUGAACGUGAUGGUCUACAUGGCCGAGAUGCUGGCGCGUCAGAGCUGCGCGCUGGAGGUGCGGUUGCGCGAGCGGACCACGCCGAACACCUCCUCGGGCGCCACCGGCAGCGGCGAGCCGUCGCUCACCUCUGCGCGCCAGCUGGCCAAGCGGGACGGACAGCGGGUGGGCAGUGCCGAGCGGGCGCAGCGGCGCCAGGAGCGGCGCCGCUGCGAGCUGCACGCGGCCCGAGAGCCGCGCCGGCCGCCGCAGCAGCUCGACGUGCGUCCGGUGCCAGCCGCGCCGGCCGACCCGCUCUGGGCGCGCGUGGACGCCUGGCAGCAGGCGUGUAUGGCCGGCGGUACAGAGACGCCCGAGGACGGCUGGCGGCCGCCCCACCAGCAGCCGGAGGUGGCGCACCUGGAGCAGCCCAGUCGCGGACAGCCGCUGCCGCCGCCGCCGCCGGCCGGCCACCAGACGCUGCCGGCCACCGCGCACAAGCGGGAGAAGAGGCGCGACAUCCCGCCCUGGUUCGCCAGCUUUAUGGGACAGUUCCAGAAGGAGCUGGUCUCUGAGGUGGUGACGGCAGUGAAGUCGGAGCUGGCCAACGCUCCGGUCUGCCUGUGCGGGGCUCCGCGCGCCACAGACUCCGACCAGGCGGCCGGCGGUGCCGAGCCAGAGGAGGAGCGGCCGCCGAGCUCGUCAGUCGCGGUCAGCUCGCUGACUCAGCCGGACGGACUGACCACUCCCAAGCGGCUGGCCGAGCCGCCCGUCUCCGACCCAAUCUCCAUACCGGGCAAAACGCGCGGCGUGCCGCCGGCGCCGGCCUCCUCCCCAGUCCCGGCUAAAGACGCGUCCACCGGUACAGCGGCGGUCCCCGCUGUGGAGAAGGCGGACACCGGGGUACAGACGACCCCUCCGGCGGUGCCUGCUGACGGUCCGGACUGGCUGCGGUCUCUGCUGAGCUCCUCUGAGUCGCCUGCCGCCGCUGCUGCCGCUGCUGAUACUGCGCCGGUGGACCGAUACGGCCUGUUCUCCGUGUCCGAGUCGUCCCCCGGCGGCGUGGGCGUGUCGUACGGCUCCGGCGGCUCGGUGGCCGGCGUACACAGCGGGGUGACCGUGUACAGCGCCGGCGGCCGCUCGGUGGAGACCACGGCGGCCACGGGCGGCGGGCGGCCCGCGCUGCUGCGCUCCGCCUACAGCGUGCCGGCCGGCCGGCCCCAGCCGCGGCCGCGCCGCCGCCCCACGGAUGUAGAUGAGGCCGACAGCUGCAUGCUGGUGAUGGUGGAACACUCGGCCGCCGAGCUGGAGCCGUUCUCGGGCGCGGCCGCCGCGCCGGACGACGUCCUGGCCGGACCUGAGACGGAGCAGAGCCGGCCGGAGGAGGCCUCCGCCGCCGCGCCCCAGCCGGAGGAGACGGUCCGGGAGGAGGGAGAGGGCCGGGAGGAGGAGGGAGAGGGCCAGGAGGUGCACCCGCCCGUCACUGUGGCCCAGUGGCUGGCCAGCGAGCCACCGACGCCGCCCGCCGCAACCGUCGGCGACCCGGAACUGGAGACGGUUGUUAAGCAGCCAGCAUCGGCGCCGGAGCCACAGGAGCAGGAGGCACACACGGAGCAGCAGUCACAGCAGAGACAGCGGGAGCCCGCUCCGGUUCAGGAGCAGCCACGGGAGGCGGACCAGGAGCCGGAGCUGGAGGAGGGCUUCGUCACGGUGAACGGACGCCGGCUCAGUCUGUCCGAGGACGACUUCUCCGACAUCGUCAUCAUCUCGUCUCCGGGCGGCUCGGAGCGCUUCGAGAUGGUCGAGGAGGUGGCCGAGGAGCUGGAGGAGGCGCUGACGCAGCACCAGCGGCAGGUGCAGCAGCAGGAGCGACAGCAGCAACAGCAGCAGCAGCAGCAGGCUGAGCCGCCAGUGCAGGCCACGUCUGACGCCGCUGGUGACCCGAUGAUGGUCUCGGCCCUCUCGGACCGCUGGGUGGACGCCGCCGCCUCGCUCGAGGACUCGGGCAGUGCGGGCUCGCUGAGCGGCUGGGCGGCCAGCUCGGCCGGCUCAGAGCUGCUGCGCUCCACCUGCGAGAGCGCCCCGGCCGCCUGUCACAUCGCCAUCAGCUCCCCGCCGGCCGGUGCCGCCCAGACCACCGUCUCGCUGCCGGCCGGCGUCAAACUGUCGCCGGUGUCUGCCAGCGCGCGCCAGCCGCCCAUCCCUGAGCAGCCGGCCGGCGGUGAGGCGGCGGGAAAGGAGACAGAACAGGAGACACAGGAGACGGAACAGGAGACGCAGCAGGAGACCCAGCAGGAGGCGGUACAGGAGACAGUACAGGAGACGGAGCCGCAGCAGCCGCCGAGUGUGGUCGGCGCCGAGUCGGCCGGCCUGGUGUCGCUCAUGGACCCGCUGUCGGCACUGUCCGAGCCGCUGCUGCGCCGACUGGCCGAGAGUCUGCAGCUGGUGCCCGAGAGCCGCCAGAUGCAGCUGGCGUCAGCACUGACCGGUCGACGCUUCGUCGAGGCGUUCUGGGCGAGCCUGGUCGAGUCGGCGGCGGCGGCCGGCCGCUCGCCGAUGGAGGAGCUGCUGCACGACCAGGCGGCGCGGCCGGCCGGCGUCGGCGUCCUGGCUGACGCUCUCGACACCAUGCUGCGCCACAUCAAGGUGUCGGCCACCUCGAGCUCCCAGCUGGACGGGAUGGGCGCGCAGGCGGUCAAACACGCGCUCUGCCUACUGCGGGACGCCAUCCGGGCCGAGGAGAAGGCGGGCCUGGAGCCGGAGGUGGCUGCCGCCGCUGGACGAGUCUGGACGCCGCCGCGGAUGGACGAACUGCGCCAAGAGCGGCAGCGGGAGGCGCCCCGGGAGGCGCCCCGGCAGCAGCAGCCGGAGCCGGAGCCGGCGCCCCGCCAGGAGCCGCUCUCUGGACAGCAGCGGUCGUCCGACGGGCGCCGGUCGUCGUCCGGCUCCCCCACGGGCCCGUCCUCCCCGGAGCCGGCGCUGGACGUGCCCACCUGGCUCUCCAGCCUGGUGGGCCUGCUACCGGAGCGAGUGCUGAACAUGCUGACACAGGGCCACCGGCGCGGCGUCCGCGAGAGCACGCCCAGUGAGGUGGAGGCCCUGGUGAUCACUCGGCUGGUCGAGAUGGGAUUCUACGACCUCGACAGGAUGCGCGAGCUGUUCGCGCAGCUCGGCGCCGACGUCGGCCUGAUCGCGUCCCACCUGCUCGAUGCCGAGGUGUAGCUCGACCGGGGGACCGUGGUAAACUUCAGCCAAGGUGGCACCAGCUGGAAGACGGUCGAUUUGGGCGGGGAGCUUAGUCUAGAGGGUGACCCAUUUGACGAUAGGUGAAGCCACUACGGCUCAAAGGAAUUCGCCUGAGGUUUAGUUUUUCUCUGCUAGCGUGGGUGUAGUGCUGUGUUGCCGCGCAGAGGUCUUAUGCUAAGCGCCGCAUUAGAUGGCUUUCAAUAAUUCUGACCCGUGGACUUCAGUUCCUGUCUGAAUGCGGGAAUAUUUUCGGCUGGCGAAAACGUCGGAUCGGUGAAACAUGGACCAGAUAAGGCGCUGUGAGAUCGGACCGAGCUGCGAGAACCAGAGAAGACGGGGCCGUCUGGCACGAAUAGAGCCUCCGGCUGCUGCUCCAGAGACCGCUGCACGAACAUCCUACACUGCUGGACAGAGCGGGAGAAGUGGUAACGACAGACGCGUCUGUAAGCUGGCUGUGAAUUGCGGCACUAAAGGCAGGUGGUGAGGAACUGCUUGCUUGCAGGCGGGCUGAGGAGGCUCGCCAUGGGAUAGUUGACAUCACCGGAAUGCCGGGGGUGAGAUUGACCUAUGUGGAACACAUCCACGGCUGGCGUCCUGCCCUCCCGGCUGAACAGAUCUGCUGGCAGAGCUGGAUUAAAGGGAUAAAACCAGGAGGGACUGACAGGAAGACGGAAUUAUUGGCGACAAGUGGCUGGUAAUCACCCGAAACAUCGAGUAAUGCGUGUUCAGUGGACAGCGCCGCCGACAGGACAUUGAACGGGCGAGAGUUCACAAAGUCAGAGCAGCAGGCGGCGCGGUCUGCCGCGGCGGAGACACGAGUGAGAUGUCGGACCGUCAGGACUGUUGAUAAGGUGGUCAGAGGUGCCCAGAAACGCCUGGUUUGGUGUCGUUGGAUUGGGACGUUUCUUUAGCUCAGUUGUGUCUUUUAAGCGAUUUCGAUUUCGAGCUGUAAUCGAUCCUGAGACGAAUAUUUUGUGGAAAUUAUCGAAGCGUCCACGAUUUGAACGAGCGCUUUAAUUUUAGAACUUAGAAGUGGGGCUGUGCUGUGGGGCGCCGGGUUGUGGAGUAAUGUUUAUUGUUUUGUUGUUGUAGUUCAGUCUGGUUUUAGACUUAAUCCUUACAUAUGGGGCACUCUAACCGGUUGUUCGGUGUAAUAACUGAGAGUGAAGAGCCUGGAAAUAUUUUCUUCUCAGCGUUUUUAACCACGCUUCCUAGCCUCGCUUCUCACCGUGCAUAGAUACAGUUGCAUUUUAAAUCACGGAAUGAUGUCACAUUUACCUUGUGGUUCUGAUAAGAUGGUAUAUUUUGGCCUUUCAUGGGAACUAUACGAAUCGAACUAUUUUAUCCUAGAUACAGAGUGUUGCGUGGCGGCGACUCUCGCUGCACUUUACUCGCGGCGGGCGCACAUGGCGUCUGUAGCUGUGCUAGCUGUAUUUUUCAGUGGGUGUAGAUGUCGCUGGUCUGCCCUCGUGGUAACCGCGGUACACCGGCCGGCGUGGGUGACCCGAGAGCCGCCCAGCUAACACCCCGGGCCGGCGUAUGUCUGGUCUGCCAGUCGCCGUCAGUCGUGGCUCGGGCGAGAGGCAACGCUGGUUCAUACAGCUGGUUUACUCCCAAUACCGGAACACGAAACAAAUUGACAGCACAUCGCUCUCACUGAUGUUUCCGUGAUUUGACGUUAUUAUCCAGACAGACAAAUCUCGUAUAUCUCAAUUCUCAAACAAAUCCUUUUAAAACUCAAUGUUCUGGUAUUCUGAAUAUGCCGGCUCUGUGCACUGGGGCUGCAUCUCGCCCACUGUGGGCCAGUGACCGGGGCUGUGGGCCCGGUCCGGUCCGUGCCGGGAAGGGCCCUCGGGCCAGCGUACCGGUCAGCCCGGGAGCAGUGAGUCGGAGGCGCCCCGACGGAGCAGUCGGAGGCUGUCCUUCCCGCGCUCAGCCGCCUCUGUAGACCUCUGAAUACAGCGCACGCUGA